This is a messenger RNA of Dendrobium catenatum, 920 nucleotides long. RefSeq names its product protein UXT homolog. Gene Ontology annotation, cellular component: mediator complex; chromatin. The record is from RefSeq and is a predicted model, not a curated record. The coding region runs from base 353 to 790 and encodes 145 amino acids. The transcript is spliced from 7 exons. Gene Ontology annotation, biological process: negative regulation of transcription by RNA polymerase II; positive regulation of transcription by RNA polymerase II. Gene Ontology annotation, molecular function: transcription corepressor activity. Lineage: Eukaryota; Viridiplantae; Streptophyta; Magnoliopsida; Asparagales; Orchidaceae.
CAAACAGCCCCUGAAAACUCCGUGGCCCCGUUCAAACACCAUUAUCCCAGCGAGACAGGCCGCCGGCGGCCAGAGCAGGAAUGGCAAACGCUCUCUGAUGUUUUUCACGAAGAUUUCUUCGCUUCCUUUUUACUGUUUAUGAACGUGUCUCCUCUCUCUGUAGUUUGCUCAAGAGAGAUCGUGCCAUUUUUGUCUGUGGUAAACGGGACCUAGCGUUUAGUUGCUCCUUUUCAGAAAUUAACGAGACCUAGGUUCGAAAACCACUGUAUAAGAUCUAACUAUUGUUGCUUCUUCCACCUCUCGAGCACCAAACUGGCCGGCUAUAGAUUACUGUUGAUCAGGGGUGAGUGACAUGGACGAAAUCGCUUCCCGGGAAGAGAAGGUGCGUAAGUUCGAGGAAUUCGUGGAUCGCCGCCUCAAGCCGGACCUUGUAAAAGCUGUCGCUCAGCGGGAUAAGGUUUUCCAGCAGCAGAAAGUCUUCCAAGAUCUCAGGAGGAACAUACAGUACCUUGAGAAGAACGGCGUGACUUCCCUCCGUACCAUGGUUAAUCUUGGGUCUGAAGUUUUCAUGCAAGCUGAUGUGCCUGAUACACGACAUAUUUUUGUUGACAUUGGAAUGGGGUUUCAUGUGGAAUUUACUUGGUCUGAAGCCUUGGAAUUCAUUUCAGUGAGAGAAUCAAGAUUAGCCAAGCAAAUAGAAGAGUAUACCCACCUAAUUGCUACAGUGAAAGCCCAAAUCAAAUUGGUUUGUGAAGGCAUACGCGAGCUGCUUCAGAUACCAGCAGAGUGACAGAAAGCCGUGUUACGCUGUGCUGUUUGCUAAUUCUGACACUGCAGGUGCUGCUUCAUUUCCUCAUUAAUGCAACAACACCUAAAUACGGUUCUCACUUCUGGAGAUCUUUACUGUGUCUUUUUUUUUU